Molecule: messenger RNA, 3398 nt
Organism: Hyla sarda
Lineage: Eukaryota; Metazoa; Chordata; Amphibia; Anura; Hylidae
Gene: GNAI1
Product: G protein subunit alpha i1
Exons: 9
Coding region: 694-1758 (354 amino acids)
Biological process (GO): adenylate cyclase-modulating G protein-coupled receptor signaling pathway
Cellular component (GO): heterotrimeric G-protein complex
Molecular function (GO): G protein-coupled serotonin receptor binding; GTPase activity; G-protein beta/gamma-subunit complex binding
Source: RefSeq, a predicted model, not a curated record
AAUUAGUUUCAUUUUAUACAUUUCUAUAAAAAUUCCCAUCAAAAUCUUCAGCCCCAAGCGCAUAAUCCGCAGCCGGUACCGCACUUUAGGUUAGUGUUCACACAGAGCAGCACACAGGGGAGGCGGCGCCUCCCGUCUCGCAUUCACAACCGUUGACAUUCAAAUAAAACUACUCUUUCCUCGGCGACCGUGUUAUAAACACCCAGCGUAGUGACGUCACGGAGACAGCAGAUUCCUGUAACCCAUUCGCGUGCGCCCAAUCCGUCCCCGCCCUCAUUCCAUCUUCCGGCCGAUACACUGCUGUGGUGGGGAACGGGUUAAAGAGAGGCGCUCGCUCGUUGCUGUCCAAUAAGGUGCGAGAGGCGGGCCGCGUCAGCUUGCUCAAUCCGGGUACUGUUGAAAGUGGAAGCUUUACCCUUGGGGUGUAGCCGGAGGGUCGGCGCAUGCGCAGUGCCGCUUAGUCGUCAUCUCGGUAGGAGAGAAGCGGAGAAGCUCUGGGGAGAAGCAGCAGGGACAGCUGUGGGAGCCGGAGCCUGGGGAGGGAGCGUCUGGCUGUCUCCUCAGCAUCACUAACCGUUCUCUACCGCACCGCCUCCACUUCAUUCCGGCCCCCGCCCACCCCGAGCCGCCUGAUCCGAGGUGAGGACGCCGCUCCCGGCCGUGUGUGAAUAGUGUCCCGGCAGCGCUGUAGCCAUGGGAUGUACGCUAAGCGCGGAGGACAAGGCGGCGGUGGAGAGGAGUAAGAUGAUCGACAGGAACCUGAGGGAGGAUGGAGAGAAAGCCGCCCGGGAGGUCAAGCUGCUGCUUCUGGGUGCUGGAGAAUCAGGAAAAAGCACAAUUGUCAAACAGAUGAAGAUUAUUCAUGAAGCGGGUUACUCAGAAGAGGAAUGCAAACAAUACAAAGCUGUGGUAUACAGUAACACUAUACAGUCCAUCAUUGCCAUUAUUAGAGCCAUGGGCAGAUUGAAGAUAGACUUUGGAGACCCGACAAGAGCAGAUGAUGCACGUCAGCUUUUUGUAUUAGCUGGAGCUGCAGAGGAAGGUUUUAUGACAGCUGAGCUGGCCGGAGUGAUCAAGCGUUUAUGGAAAGAUGGUGGCGUACAGGCCUGCUUUAAUAGAUCGAGAGAAUACCAACUUAAUGACUCUGCAGCUUAUUACCUCAACGACUUGGACAGGAUAGCUCAGAACAGUUACAUUCCUACUCAGCAGGAUGUGCUCAGGACCAGAGUGAAGACUACUGGCAUAGUGGAAACACAUUUUACCUUUAAAGACCUUCAUUUCAAGAUGUUUGAUGUUGGCGGCCAAAGAUCAGAAAGAAAAAAGUGGAUUCAUUGCUUUGAGGGUGUUACUGCAAUCAUUUUCUGUGUGGCACUGAGCGAUUACGAUUUGGUCCUUGCUGAAGAUGAAGAAAUGAACCGAAUGCACGAAAGCAUGAAAUUAUUCGACAGCAUCUGUAAUAACAAGUGGUUUACAGACACCUCCAUUAUCCUCUUUCUAAACAAAAAAGAUCUGUUUGAAGAAAAAAUCAAGAGGAGUCCACUAACAAUUUGUUACCCAGAAUAUGCAGGUUCAAAUACAUACGAAGAAGCUGCUGCAUAUAUUCAGUGUCAGUUUGAAGAUCUUAACAAAAGAAAGGAUACAAAGGAAAUCUACACCCACUUCACGUGUGCGACAGAUACCAAGAACGUGCAAUUUGUAUUUGAUGCAGUGACUGAUGUCAUCAUAAAAAACAAUCUCAAAGACUGUGGCCUUUUCUAAAACUUGUCAUUAUAUGAUUGCAUUUGACUUCACCCUGUUAUAGCUUGAUGGCUUUUGGAGUGAUUUAAGACUCUCAAUGAACGGCGGACCAGUACUGUACUUUGCCAGUUUUAUUAGCUUUAUUUAUGUUCAUGUCUUGUAAAUUUUCAGAAGUAACUGCGAUUUACUAGGCCACACAAUGGAGAAGGUAUCUUGAUUGUAUGUAUACUGUAAUUGUAGGAAUGUUAUUUGUACAGGCAUUGAACAGAAUAUUUUAAUAAUUUGAAUUGUUUAAAAAAGAAAACAAAAAAAAAUAAGAUCCUCUGUUUCAUGAAAUGCAGUUGGAGGACAUUUUUUUUUUUCUCGCCUGUUAAGUUUAUUUAAAGAAAUAAUGUAUAUUUUUAUUAUAAUUUUUUUCCCUUUUAAGCAUGCAUGCUGCCUUAUUCUGUGUUCUGCAAUGUUUCCUUGCAAGCCUGUAAGAUAUAAAUAUAUAUAUAAUGAAGCAGAAUGAAAUCUGGACACCUUACAGUUGCACAAUCCUGGGGCAUGUAACACAGAAUCAUCCUGUCGGCCUGAGCCUUCACUGUGCAUUUUUAUUAUGUAAUAGUUCUCUUGAGCAUUGCCUUACAGGUGGUGCCAAAACUGCAUUUUUUUUAUACAUUUUAAAAAUCAAGUACUCUUUUAUUUGUAAAUAGAUUUUUUCCAGGUGUCUGUCCAGAACAUUUUGUGGGCUGCAGAAAUGCAAACAAACAUUUUGGGAUUGCUUACCUUAUUGUUGGAGGAAUCAUGUACUUGGCAUGCGGACCAUGGCAGUACUUUGUAUAGAGGAGUCACUCCGGCAUCAGUUACAUUUUACGUAUGUGCUACAUUUUAGUACACCUCAGCUUUUCCAUUGAAAUGUGCAGCCGGAUGACUCUCCAUUAUAUUCCGUUUUAAUGUUUGGCUUUGUGAUGCUGUCUUUGUAAUUGCCUCACUGUCACUUUUCUUCUUACAAUCCGAUCAUUCCUUCAUUCUUAUAAACACCUUGGGUGGUAUUAUGUCCUAGCCCCCACUGGAACUCAAGAUAUUCCUUAAAUUUGUGAGAUUUAUUUUAUUUUUUAAGAGGUGAAAUUUUCUUGCACCUUUUUUUUUUAUUUUAUUUAUUUUUUUUAUAGCCAUUCUAACUUUGUGGUUACUAAGAAAUCAUUGUUGGAACACUUUUCAUAAGAUCUUUACCCUUACCUCACUGUGGGAUAACAAUGGACUUCAAAAUAAAUCCAUGAAAGUUGUGUUGCUUCAUAUUUACCUAAAAUUCACAAGUAACUUUUUUGUGUUGUCCAGAACAUGUAAAAAAUGACUUGUACUCGUUGUUACCUUCUUCAUUAAAGUUUUUGUACUUCACUAUAUGGAAUGAAUUCUUGGUGAUUUAAUGAUUACUAAGGUUAAAGCUGAAUUCUUUGUGCCUUGAAUGAUUUUUUUUUCUUUCAACUUUUAUUUAAAUAUUGUAUUUGGCAACCUGAUCCAUAUUUGUAACAAUGUACUGACGGAAAUCAUGUUGUCACCUUCACCAUGUAUAUAAUAGAGCACUGAUUUGUUGAGCAUUAUUGAUGGGUUCCUUGACUUUCUCAUGUAAAACCAUGUUCCUAAUGAAUCCCAAUAAACCUUGCAGUUUUUUUUCACAU